This is a messenger RNA of Hansenula ciferrii, 789 nucleotides long. RefSeq names its product Ist1p (gene IST1). NCBI's taxonomy places the organism in Eukaryota, Fungi, Ascomycota, Saccharomycetes, Phaffomycetales, Wickerhamomycetaceae. Gene Ontology annotation, biological process: protein transport. The transcript has a single exon. The coding region runs from base 1 to 789 and encodes 262 amino acids. The record is from RefSeq and is a predicted model, not a curated record.
AUGGCUGAACUUUUAUCAUUAGGUAAAGAAGAAAGUGCUAAAAUUAGAGUGGAAAACAUUGUUCGUGAAGAUAUCUAUGUGGAACUCUUGGAAAUGCUUGAACUAUAUUGUGAACUACUUUUAGCCAGAAUUGGUCUUUUGGAUAAGAAGGAAUGCGAUCCAGGCUUGGAGGAAGCUGUUAAGACGAUCAUUUAUUCAGCACCACAUACUGAUUUAAAAGAAGUCAAUUCAGUCAGGGAUAUACUUAUUCAUAAAUUUGGUGCUGAAUUUGCACGUUCAGCUAUUGAGAAUGAAGAUAAUGUUAUUCCAGAGAAGAUUACCAAGAGAACAGCCGUUGAAGCUCCUUCACAAGAACUUGUUUCAUUAUAUUUAAAAGAGAUUGCGAAAGCAUAUGAAGUACCAUUCAGUGAGUUAGAUGAUGAGAUAGAUAAUGAACUUGAAGACCUGGAUGAAGAUGAUGAAGAUGAUGACGAUGAAGGUGGUAGUGGGAAACCAAUUCAAUUAGAAGAACCUUUAGAAGAUUAUCCAGAAACUGAAAGAAUGUCUACACCAAGAAAACUUUCUGCACAUAGUUUACCAAAUCCAAAUGAAGUUAAGAAAUCACCAAUUUCUAUACGACCACCUCAUAAAUCUAGUGAUAAUCCAAAUCCAUCUGUUAAAAUUCCUGAUGAUGUUCAAAAAAACGUCACCAAGAAGAAACGUCCAAGUGAUGUGGGAACUAAACCAACAACAAAAGAGGAUAACGAUUUGGAUGCAUUGAGAAAGAGAUUCGAAGCGUUAAAAAGAUGA